Messenger RNA from Pleurotus ostreatus (oyster mushroom), 657 nucleotides. RefSeq lists its product as uncharacterized. Bases 1 to 657 code for a protein of 218 amino acids. The record is from RefSeq and is a predicted model, not a curated record. Lineage: Eukaryota; Fungi; Basidiomycota; Agaricomycetes; Agaricales; Pleurotaceae. The transcript is spliced from 6 exons.
AUGAAAUUCUUCUCCGCCUUACCCCUCCUCGUGGUAGCGAUAGCCCAUAGCGCGUCUGCCCACUACAUCUGGCACACGCUCAUCGCAGGAGACACCCAAUCCAGCGCAGCUGUCCGCCAGCCCAUCAACAACUCCCCCGUUGAGGACGUCACCUCCCCCAACAUCCGCUGCAACAUCAACACCCCAGCCACACAGACCGUCAGCGUCGCGGCCGGCAGCACCAUCGGCUUCAUCCUAGACAACACGUUGUACCAUUCCGGGCCAGCUGCCAUCUACCUCGGCAAAGCCCCAGGGUCCGUCGCUAGCUGGGAUGGGAGCGGGGCUAACUGGUUCAAGAUCGCAGAAUGGGGAGCUACAUUCGAUCCCUUCAAGUUUACCGCUGAGGGACUCAGUACACUGACGACUACGAUCCCUUCGAGCGUUCAAGCCGGCGAAUAUCUAGUCCGUAUCGAGCAAAUUGGGUUACACGUAGCUGGUGCUCCGCAAUGGUACAUAUCCUGCGCUCAGAUCAGCAUCACCGGCGGUGGGAAUGCCAAUCCCGCCAAGGUCUCCUUCCCGGGAUACGCACAGGCUAGCGACCCUGGACUCACCGUCAACAUCUACUACCCAGUCCCUACUUCAUACACGGUUCCCGGCCCAAGACCCUUCCGCGGAUAA